CCAUCUCCUGUUUAGCUCUCUCCAUCUUUCUGUCUUGAGAUUGAUCACCCUGCCACUGCAUUGCUGCUUCUUUUCCGCAUUAUAGUCGACUCCCUCCUUGCAUCGUCCGCCUCAGAAGCUCCGCUUGUUUACAGCGGCUAAUUACGGACAGUCUUGCCGCCUUCCAGACCCUGGACCAGAGUCCACGUCUUCUUAGUCUCCCUCUUCCCUGCACUCUUAUUUGAUGCAUCUGCAGCCUGGUCGCAUCUGAGAACGUGGCGUCUCGCAAUCUCACUUGCCCGGAUCUUUGAUUUUUCCUGUAGACUUGAUUUUGAUUCGAUUGUGUUGCCUGGUCUUUUUUCCUUUCCCUAUCUCCCUCCCUCCCCCUCCUACCUGGAUUGCGCUUUUUCGAGCUCAACAAAAGCUUCUUCGCAUUCGAGUCCCACUCCAGCUUGACGGGAUGAUACCGGGUGGUGUCUGAAUUGGCAGACUGAUUCCCUUUCGGCAAAGCAUGAGAGAUGUCAAGAUCCGCAACGCCUGCGCUCCCUUUGCAUAAUGCUCAGGCUUCCCCAAGACCGCGUUCGACCACUCCCGCCGGACUGGCGAGCUCGUCGUCUCCGUCUACUUCCACCUCGACAUACUCGCUGCUAGACCCUGAGGAAACCGCCGAGCGCCUUCAAACCUCCCUCCUUCAUGGCCUCACCCCGGUCGAGGCCGAGAUCCGAUAUUUACGAGAUGGACCGAACGAACUCCCCCACGAAGAACCGGAACCCCUAUGGCUUCGCUUUCUCAAACAGUUCCGCGAGUCCCUGAUCCUCCUGCUCCUGUCGUCCGCCGCCAUCUCCUUCUUGAUGGGCAAUUACGAUGAUGCCGUCAGCAUUACGCUUGCCGUGACGAUCGUUGUCACCGUGGGGUUCAUCCAGGAGUAUCGGUCGGAGAAGUCUUUAGAAGCAUUGAGCCGUCUCGUCCCACACCACGCGCAUCUAAUCCGCGACAUUCCUACCCCGGACACGCCCGUGGUGGCCCACCCAACCGCGCCCACCGGCGCCGUUGAGGAGCUGGAAAUGCAGGAAGUGGGAAGCCGGAGCCCUGGGGCGGCCUCGGCGGCGCUCAAGGCGGCCUCCACCGUCCCCGCCAAUGAACUCGUGGCCGGGGACCUGGUCCUGUUUGCGGUGGGGGACCGAAUCCCGGCCGACAUCCGGAUCACGACGGCCACCGACCUGACGGUCGACGAGUCGAAUCUGACGGGUGAGAACGAGCCCGUCGUCAAGUACCCCCAUGCGGUCCGGAGCCCGAAGAACCUCGCAGUGCAUGAGCCCAAGAUCGUCAGCCCGCCUCGAUCACCGUUCUACGACGCCCCCGCCACCGGCGCCGUGGGCGCGGAUAUCCGGUUGAACGAACAACACAACAUCGCGUUCAUGGGCACCCUGGUCCGGUCCGGAUACGGACAGGGCAUCGUCAUCGGAACCGGCGCCAAGACCGAGUUCGGCAGCAUUUCGGCCUCGCUGCAAGAGAUUGAAAGCCCCCGCACGCCCCUGCAGGUGUCCAUGGACCGUCUGGGUCAGGAACUGAGCUACGUCUCCUUUGGCGUCAUCGCCCUGAUCAUGGUCAUCGGGUUGAUCCAGGGCCGACAGAUCCUGGACAUGUUCACCAUCGGGGUGUCCCUCGCCGUCGCUGCGAUCCCGGAGGGCCUCCCGAUCAUCGUGACGGUGACGCUCGCCCUGGGCGUGCUGCGCAUGGCCAAGCGGGGGGCGAUCAUGCGGCGUCUCCCCAGCGUCGAGACGCUGGGCUCGGUCAACGUCGUCUGCAGCGACAAGACGGGGACCCUCACCAUGAAUCACAUGACGGUCACCAAGAUGUGGCAUUUCGACUGCGCGGAUCCGUUCGAAGUCCACCACGACAUCAGCUCCUUGACGCCGGGGCCCGCCGCUCGCACGAUCCUUCGGGUCGGCAACAUCGCCAACAACGCCCGGCUCUCGCGGGUCCACGCGAACUCCCCCGCCAGCGCCUCGUCCGCCGCCGUGCUGUCCUCCACGGACGACCGGGCGUCGGGGUCCAUCCGCAGCCGAUGGGUCGGCCAACCCACCGACGUGGCGAUUCUGGACCUUCUCGACACUUUCGGGGAGGAUGACGUGCGCGAUCGGAUCUGCGCCCGCGUGGCGGAGACGCCAUUCAGCUCGGAACGGAAGUGGAUGGGUGUGAUCAUCGGCAGCGGCACGCCGGGUGACUCGAUGUCGCUGGCCUCGCCCGGCGGCACCAACAUUGCAUACAUCAAGGGCGCUCUGGAGCAGGUCUUGAAGCGGUGCGACACGUACCUGACCAAGGACGGGCGCGAAGUCAUCCUGGACGAGCCCCGGCGUCAAGCCGUGCGACACGCCGCCGAGCAGAUGGCCUCUGAAGGACUUCGCGUGCUAGCCUUCGCCAGCGGAGCGGUGCGCGACCUAUCACGCGGACGCCCUCUUGGCAGCCGAUCGGCCACGCCCCAUUCGGGGACCAGCCGCAGUGGCAGCGGCAGUGACAACGACGACCAGUACAACGGGUUGGUCUUUUCUGGAUUGGUGGGGAUGAACGACCCGCCACGAAAGGACGUCCACAAGUCCAUCCGGCGCCUCAUGGCAGGCGGAGUGCGGAUCAUCAUGAUCACGGGCGAUGCGGAGACGACGGCCGUGGCCAUCGCCAAGCAACUGGGGAUGCCGGUCAACGACACGCCGGGGUCGCGGCAGGUGAUGAACGGGGAGGAUAUCGACCGGAUGAACACGGAGGAGCUGGCGCAGGCGAUCGCGUCGACGGCGAUCUUCGCGCGCACGAGUCCAGACCACAAGAUGAAGAUCGUGCGCGCGCUGCAGGCGCGCGGAGACGUGGUGGCCAUGACUGGUGACGGGGUGAACGACGCGCCGGCGCUGAAGAAGGCGGAUAUCGGCAUCUCGAUGGGCAAGCUGGGCACGGAUGUCGCCAAGGAAGCGGCGGACAUGAUCCUGACGGACGACGACUUCUCGACGAUCCUGCGGGCGAUCGAGCAGGGCAAGGGCAUCUUUUACAACAUCCAGAACUUCAUCACCUUCCAGCUGAGCACCAGCGUGGCGGCGUUGAGUCUGGUGUUGCUCAGCACGACACUAGGCUUCAAGAACCCGCUAAAUGCGAUGCAAAUCCUAUGGAUCAACAUCCUCAUGGACGGUCCCCCCGCCCAAUCCCUCGGCGUCGAGCCCGUCGACCCAUCAAUCAUGCACCGACCGCCCCGACCGCGCACGGCACGAGUGCUCACAAAGCCCCUCAUCCGGCGCGUCCUCACCUCCGCAUUCAUGAUCAUGCUGGGAACCCUCGCAAUCUACGUCUACGAGAUGGGCGACGUCGACGACGGCGUCACCCCCGGAAAAAUGUCCCGGGUAGUCACAGCCCACGACACAACCAUGACCUUCACGUGCUUCGUGCUCUUCGACAUGUUCAACGCGCUGACAUGCCGCAGCGAAGGCAAGUCCGUGCUGCGCGGCGAGCUGCCGCUCUUCGGAAACAAGAUGUUCAACUACGCGGUGCUGGGAUCCCUCGCGGGCCAGGCGUGCGUGAUUUACCUGCCGUUCUUGCAGAGAGUGUUCCAGACGGAGGCGCUGAAUGUAGCGCAUCUGUUCAAGUUGGUGUGUAUCUCGAGUUCAGUGUUUUGGGUCGACGAGGCGAGGAAGUAUUAUCGCGUUGUGCAGCGGAGGAGGACUGUGGGAGCUGGGUAUAGUAUGAAUGUUUAGCUUAGUUUCUGGUGUAUAUUCCUGUAUAGAUGGGGGAGAAGAAGAAGAAGAAGAAUCGGUGCAUAGCGGUUGUAUAUGAAUGAUAAUAAAUAAUGGAGAUACGUUAUGUUAGCCUUGCACCUUACUUCUUCGGAAUGGUCGAGACAAUGGAUCGUCAAUCAAUCGAUGGAUCCUCCCUCCCCGCACACUAAGUAGUCUCCAUCCUUGCUGCAGGAUUAGUCCCAUCCGAACAUGGCAUCAUAUCAGACCUAGAUUGUGUCUGUACCGGUCUCUCGGGGACGCGCCCCACUUACGAGAGGGGGUCUUAGUAGGUAGGUACUGGGUAGUGCAUUAGGUAUGUACUAGGUGGCUGAUAAGAUGGAUAGACCGGUGGGUAUGGAAUCGAGACUAGCUGGGGUGUUGGUAUGUGGGGUUGAUGUGUAGACGUGGUGGUGGUGGUGAUGGUGGUGUAUAUUAGGGCGACG
Aspergillus campestris IBT 28561 is the source of this 4177-nucleotide messenger RNA. It is a transcript of the gene pmr1, whose product is annotated as Ca(2+)/Mn(2+)-transporting P-type ATPase PMR1. The record is from RefSeq and is a predicted model, not a curated record. NCBI's taxonomy places the organism in Eukaryota, Fungi, Ascomycota, Eurotiomycetes, Eurotiales, Aspergillaceae. Gene Ontology annotation, molecular function: P-type calcium transporter activity; ATP hydrolysis activity; ATP binding. Bases 498 to 3713 code for a protein of 1071 amino acids. Gene Ontology annotation, cellular component: Golgi membrane; endoplasmic reticulum; plasma membrane. The transcript is spliced from 3 exons. Gene Ontology annotation, biological process: intracellular calcium ion homeostasis; calcium ion transmembrane transport; manganese ion transport.